Messenger RNA from Notechis scutatus (mainland tiger snake), 563 nucleotides. It is a transcript of the gene PRLH, whose product is annotated as prolactin releasing hormone. The record is from RefSeq and is a predicted model, not a curated record. Gene Ontology annotation, molecular function: prolactin-releasing peptide receptor binding; neuropeptide hormone activity. Gene Ontology annotation, biological process: G protein-coupled receptor signaling pathway; feeding behavior; response to peptide hormone. NCBI's taxonomy places the organism in Eukaryota, Metazoa, Chordata, Lepidosauria, Squamata, Elapidae.
UUUACUUGAAAUUCAACAUUCAAACUUGUUUUGCUGUUGUAGAAUUUUGCAAUGACUCUGUACUUUACUAAGGCUGUCUUUUGAGGAGUGCUUUUCUUGUAUGAGUCCAGUAACAUACUUUUUGUUUCCUGUUGCUACAGGUCACCUAUUUUUUUCUUUGUUUACCAUCAGAUAUCAAAGUACUUUGAAGAGUGGGGGAAAAAAACCUAAAGGAAUGAGACUGCUAGUUGUCUGCCUUCUGCUGCUGGCCUUUAUACCUGAGACUAAAUGCCGAAUCCUUGAACGAUUCAUGGAGAUCAGGAAUCCUGAUAUUGAUCCUUCCUGGUACACGGGGCGAGGGAUCCGGCCUGUGGGGCGGUUUGGCAGACGAAGAGCAGCUGCAGAAAAUGCCCAGAAGUCUGACAACAGACACCUGCAUGCUUGUUUCCCUGUAGAAGAAAGCAGUGAAUUUCUGCAAGAUGAAUGAAGCUACAUAAAUGUUUUAAUACGACGGUGACCAAAAAUAUAAUGCACAUGUGCACAGACAUAAUCCAUCUUCAUCUUCUAUCCUUUCUAAACCUUAA